GCGCACCGGCAGCCCCGUCUCUGCUGACUCAGUGCCUUACCAGCAGUCCCUACACCCCGAGACACAGCACCCAGCAACCGACGCUCUCAGCUCUGGUCAACCCGCCCAGGCACCUCCGUACAGACAUGGCCAAGACCGCUAUCGCUUACAAAGAGAAGAUGAAGGAGAUUUCUGUUCUCUCACUCAUCUGCUCUUGUCUGUACCCUGAGAGCCGUAAAAACAUCAUGGGUGACUUUGAAGUAGACUUGGACAUCAAGCCUAUUAACAAGCGAGCCUCAGGCCAGGCCUUUGAGGUGAUCCUCAAGCCGUCCUCCCCCGUGUCUGAUGCCGCCCACUGCAUCACCAGCCCCCCCAAGAGGGACCUCUCUCUGGAGGACAUCCAGAAGAAACUGGAGGCAGCUGAGGACCGGAGGAGAUCCCUGGAGGCACAGAUACUUCGGGCCCUGGCUGAGAAGCGGGAUCACGAGCGUGACGUGCUGAUGAAGGCCAUGGAGGAGAACAGCAACUUCAGCCGCAUGGCCGAGGAGAAGCUCCAGCAGAAGAUGGAGCAGAAUGAGGAGAACCGGAUGGCUUUCCUGGCGGCCAUGAUGGAGCGCCUGCAGGAGAGGGAGAGGCAUGCUCAGGAGGUGCGCAGGAACAAGGAAUUGAGAGAAGAAGUGACAGCGUGAGAAGCCCCAACAGGUUCUACAUCCCUCCCAAGACCCCCAUCCACCAACCCAACACCAUGCCCCGAUCCCUGAGGAACAACCCUCUCCCUACCUUAUCCAGCAUAUCCCCACCUCUCCACCCCUCUGCCAUACUCCCCCAUAUUUCUACCACCGCCUGAGACGCCACCACGAGACGGUGGGAGGCUCGAAUGGGGCUGGAGGUGGAAAAAAGUCAAAAAUAAAUUAAAAAGGAAAGAAAAAUUAAUGUCUCCCACCCACUCUUCCAAAAAAAAGAUUGUUUUUGCUCCGUUUUGAAUGAUAAGAAAAGAAAAAAUCAAAUUGAUAAGCGACAGUGGGUAUUGGUUUUUGUAAAUACUUCUUUUUUUGUUAUAUACAGUACGAUACAAGCAGCAAAAGUAUUGAUUGCAGUGUGCCAUUUUUUUCUAUGAGUUUCCUCUCCUUGCAUAUAUAUGGAUGUAAUAAUUUGUUCAUUUUCAUGUUUUGUUAUUGGUUUGUUCAUUUCAGGCGUAGGUGUUUGUUGUGAGUUUGCCAGCUAGCUGAUGUUUGCUACGAUUGGCUGCGUCCUCUCAAGGCCCUGCAUCCUGGCCCCGUUCCCUAAAAUCCCCUCCUAGUGGGCACUUUCUCACUUGACCCUGCAGAUCUGGAAACAAAAAUUGGAUCAGUGCUUGGUCAGAGUGAUUUUCCAUCCAGUAUUUUUGCCAAUGUUCCAAUUAGCGAGGGACCUGUGCGUGAAAAUUGGCAGACAAAAAGGGGACAGUUUGCUUCCUGUGAGGACUGCAGGCCAUCGCUGCACAUCUAAAUCCUCAGAGGUAGAUGAGGAGAACACUAUAGCAUUUAAUGAGUCCAUUCUUCCUCCAUCUUCCCUCCGUCUGCAUCCUCUUCAUCUCUCCACAUACAUACUGUAGAAGCACUCACUCACACGCUCUCCACAUGGGCAGGCUUUUAGCCAAUCAUAGCACAGAGCUCGGAUUUGGAGCUCGCUAAAUUCUGUCCAUCUGGCACCGGAAAAAGCUCACAGAACAUCCCUGACCAAUGGGGCGUCUCAUAUUCCUCUGAAACAAGCUUCCAAUCACAUUUCAAUCACACUACUGUAAUAAAAACACAACUGGGGUUAAAGAGCGCUGGAAUGCAUACAAAACUUCACCCAAGAUCCGACUUGUAACUGUGAAUCUUAAAUAAUUAAUCCAUCUUGCUCCGUUUCAAAGAGGCUAGAGUAGUGCUCAACAUCAUCAGCACCUACUGGAAUCAUUGCACUUCACUCCGCUGUAAAUGCCGCUGCUGAGUCGGCACAAGAAAGAAAAUGAAGCCAUAACAGGUAUCACUGCAACAAUGAUCCAUGAAAACAGUAUUGCCAUCUGUAAAGGUGUAUAAGAGUGUAAUAAAGUAUCCGAUAAGUUUGUAAGCAGGGCUGUUGAAGCCUGUCGGUGACACACACGCAUGGUAUAGGCCCAUAAAUGUGUGUGAGUUUGUGUGAGUGUAAGGGCAGGUAGAUAAGCGAAUGUACUGUAUGUGCCAUGUUAAUAUUGACCCGGUGAAGUGUAAAACAUUGAAGUGUGUAUCAGCUGUCACAAGAUCAUCACUGACAGUGACUUUCAUACCUGCCUCUCUCUCUCUCUUUCUCUCUCUUCUCUCUCUCCUCUGUCCAUCUGUGUGUUUCCCCCUCUCCACAUAUAUCUUUGUGAGCAAGCAGUGGUUAAUAAAGAUUUGGGGUUCAGUGAAUGAAA
Molecule: messenger RNA, 2392 nt
Organism: Cheilinus undulatus (humphead wrasse)
Lineage: Eukaryota; Metazoa; Chordata; Actinopteri; Labriformes; Labridae
Gene: stmn2b
Product: stathmin 2b
Exons: 5
Coding region: 126-668 (180 amino acids)
Biological process (GO): neuron projection development; microtubule depolymerization; regulation of microtubule polymerization or depolymerization
Cellular component (GO): growth cone; cytoplasm; neuron projection
Molecular function (GO): tubulin binding
Source: RefSeq, a predicted model, not a curated record